Molecule: messenger RNA, 2534 nt
Organism: Cuscuta europaea
Lineage: Eukaryota; Viridiplantae; Streptophyta; Magnoliopsida; Solanales; Convolvulaceae
Source: the annotation of a GenBank genome assembly
GCCUUACUUUUGACAAAUUACGGACCAAGCUAGUUGAGCAGGAGAACCGCCUCGCCUAUCUCCGUUCUCAAGAGGCUCCUCCAUCACCUGCGGCGUUUGCUACUCAACCUCAUCCUCAAGCUCACGCUGGUUCAGGACAAGAAGCCCGUGGUGGUGCACAGUUUGCUCGGGGUCACGGCAGGAGAGGUCGCGGUCGGGGAUCUCGCGGCAGAGGCCGAAAUUAUGACCAACAUGGUUACGGCCAACCACCGUUUGGUCCACCUGGGUAAGGACAACAACCGUAUGCCCCACCAGGAUACGGACAUCAGGGGUACGGUGGACAGCAGCGUUCGGAACAACAGGCAGCGGGCGGCUACUAUCCACACGGGCACUAUUCAGCCUCCACAUCUCACGGACGUCCAGGCUCACCUUUAGUUGAUGGACAGUUUGGUUUCAUUCCACCGCCAGUUGUUUGUCAAAUUUGUUAUUCCCCAGGUCAUUCUGCAGUUUCAUGUCCUUCCCGUUUCACUCAGCCCACUGCUCCAGCUCUUGCUGCACCCAUGGGUGAUGCUAAUGACGCUGUCUGGUUUCCAGACUCCGGUGCUUCUGCGCAUAUGACCGCUCAGGAAGGACAAAACAACGGGGGCAACUCUUCUCAGAGCUUCUAGUAGCGACAGUCUUUAUCCCAUUCGUUUAUCUUCUUCAUCAGCUUUGGCUUUAGUUUCUAGCGCGGCGCCUGGACCACUGUGGCAUCAUCGCUUGGGACAUUGUGGUAGUCGAGUCUUAGAUGGUCUUAAAAAGUCUGGUCAACUUUGUAGUUUGUCUUCUUUUAAUCAUGAUUGUUCUUCGUGUAGAUUGGGUAAAUCACAGAGAUUACCCUUUCAGGAUGUUUUUCAUAGUGCUAGUAAACCGUUAUUUUUAAUACAUUCUGAUGUUUGGCAAUCUCCUGUUUUAUCUACAUCUGGGUUCAAGUAUUAUGUCUCUUUUAUUGAUGAUUUUUCUCGUUUUACUUGGAUCUACCCCAUGCGUCGUAAAAGUGAAGUCUUUCAUCAUUUUCAAUCCUUCAAAAAUUCGAUGGAGAAUUUAUUAGAUCAUAAAAUUAAAAUUUUUCAAAGUGAUGGAGGGGGUGAGUUUGAUAAUUUUAAUAUGCGGUCAAUUUUUAAUACUAAUGGAAUUCUUUUUAGAAAAUCUUGUCCUGAUACUCCUCAGCAAAACGGUCUAGCUGAACGUAAACAUAGACAUUUACUUGAGCUAGCCCGGACUAUGCUUAUUGAUGCUGGUAUGCCAGCCAGGCAGCCACCUUUUGGGUUGAGGCAAUUUUGACUGCUACUUUUAUUAUCAAUGGCAUACCCUCCACAAAAUUUACAGGCCUCUCUCCUUAUCAAAAAUUAUUUCACCGGAUUUCUGACUUCUCUUUUAUGCGUGUGUUUGGAUGUGCAUGUUAUCCGAAUUUUAAUGCCACAUCAGCCAAUAAAUUAUCUCCUCGUUCUGUUCAGUGUGUUUCUGGGAUAUGCCUCUGAAUACAAGGGCUAUCGUUGUUUAGAUCCUAAAACUGGUAGGGUUUAUAUUAGUCGUCAUGUUAGGUUUUUUCACGAAGACAUUUUUCCCUAUUCUCAAUUAGUGUCACAAAGUCUCCCUGAGGUCUCCCCGCUGGAUUUUUCCUUAGAAACCGGCUCAUCUCAUUCGAUGCAUGCCUCUUCACCGACAUCAGCUUCUUCGGCUCGGCAGCUACCUUCGCCGACGGCUGCUCCGUCUUCCCCAGCUUCGCCGGCAAGCACUGCUUCUGUCGAAUCUUCGCAGGUUGGCGGUGGAGAGGUUACUCAUGUUCCGGUUUCAGGCACUUCCUUGACUCAAAAUAUUCAUCCCAUGCAAACUCGCUCUAAAUCAGGAAUUUUCAAACCCAAAACUAUUUUUAAUUUGAACACUGAGGUUUUGGUUCCUGAUCCAACUUGUUUUUCUAUGGCUAAUAAGGAUCUUAAAUGGAGAGCAGCUAUGGCUGAGGAAUUUAAUGCACUUAUCGCUAAUAAAACGUGGGAUCUAGUACCGUUUGACUCUAGCAAAAAUUUGGUUGGGUCUAAAUGGAUUUAUAAAACUAAAUAUCGUUCUGAUGGCUCUAUUGAACGUCAUAAAGCACGUCUGGUUGCCCAAGGGUUUAAGCAACAAGCUGGGGUGGAUUUCUCUGAAACUUUUAGUCCUGUUGUUAAACCCACCACAGUUCACAUUGUUCUUACAUUAGCUGUUUCCUUUAAUUGGCCUAUUCGUCAGUUAGAUGUUAAAAAUACUUUUCUCCAUGGUCAUCUCACAGAAGAGGUUUACAUGCGUCAACCACCCGGGUUUGUUCAUCCCAAUUCCCUAAUCACAUUUGUCGCUUGCGCAAGGCCAUUUAUGGUCUUAAGCAGGCUCCCCGGACAUGGUUUCAUCGGUUCAGUAGUUUUCUCCUCACUCAUGGAUUUGUAUGUAGUCGUGCUGAUAAUUCCUUGUUUAUUUUUCGUCAGGCUACACGAAUCAUUUAUUUGCUCUUAUAUGUGGAUGAUAUUAUUAUCACUGGCAGUUUG